Messenger RNA from Aspergillus melleus, 1662 nucleotides. Its product is annotated as Zn(II)2Cys6 transcription factor domain-containing protein. The record is from RefSeq and is a predicted model, not a curated record. NCBI's taxonomy places the organism in Eukaryota, Fungi, Ascomycota, Eurotiomycetes, Eurotiales, Aspergillaceae. Gene Ontology annotation, molecular function: DNA-binding transcription factor activity, RNA polymerase II-specific; zinc ion binding. The transcript has 2 exons. Gene Ontology annotation, biological process: regulation of DNA-templated transcription. The coding region runs from base 1 to 1662 and encodes 553 amino acids.
AUGUACAAGCCUGUUCCAGCCAGGCCCAAGAAAACAGACAUUGUCCGAUCGCGCACCGGCUGCCAAGGCUGUCGCGAACGCAAAACCAAGUGUGAUGAGCAAAAGCCGACAUGUGGGACAUGCGCCAGGCUGGGGAAAGUCUGUCGGGAUCGGGAUCGAGAGUUCCGAUUCCGUGUGACGACUGGACGUGCAGAGGCCACGGACCGGUCCUCCACGAGUCAAGCGUUCGAGUUGACAGGCUCCGAUGGUAGUGCGUUUGCAGAUCUUGAUCUGAUCAGGUCCCUUCAGCACACUGAGAGAGACAUUUUCUACUCCACGUACUGGGAAGGUCAAUGUCUCCCAGCCCUUCACCCGAUCUUUCAUUCCACGUCUCGCCACAUCACCAACAAUGUGAUGCUAAGGGAUGCCAUACUGGCCUUAUCAUCCUGUAAUCUAAGCCGUCUGCAUGCGGAACAGAGAACUCAGUCAACUACUUCCAUGGGCCUCUUUAGUCCCAGCCUCAUCCAUCAGACUAGAAGCCAACUCUACUACUCUUCGGCUAUCAGGCGAUUCGCAUCCUUGAACCAGCUCGAGUAUCAAGCCAACCCUACCCUCUCACUGACGGUUCUGGUUCUAUUCGCAUACAUCGAAUCUUCCAUGGGAAACUUUCAUGGCUUCUCAUGCCAUGUACAGGGCCUGUCGAAACUGUUCAUCAAUAUUCAUGACGCAGUUCUCAGCUCCACUUUCACACCCUUACUAUCCGCGUGGAUGCAAGUACGCUUCGUGGUCUGGUGGGCUCGGGCCUACUUCAGCUCCAUUGAAGUGCAUCAGCAACUCCCUUCCAUCACCUUACCCCCAUCGCUGAACGCACCCUGUACCUCGCUCCACGAGCGACGAGUCACUAUCCUCAGUAUCAUGUGCGAAGCCCAUCGAAUCAGCUUCCAAGCGGCACUCAAGCACUGGUCCAGCGAUGCCACAUGUCCUGACCCCAAUCCCACAGAGACCCCCAACCCUCAAGUCCUCCUCGCCGAGCAAUCCCACCGUCUCGACGAAUGGCUCUCCCACCUCCCUCCCUCCGAACAACCCAUCCCUCCCACCCAAAGUACCCCUUCUCCCGCCCACCAAACCAACGAGCCCAUCAUCUUUCCCUCCCACGACGCAGCCCUUAACUUCGCUUACUCCCUCGUCGCCCGCAUCAUGACCUCCCCCUCCUUCCUCGCCACCCUCCCCUCCACCAACCCCAAGGACCUGGGCCACGAAUGCUCCGCCUCAACACCCUUCCUCACCCUCCUCCUCCGCAUUCUAAGCGGAAUAAACCUCCACACCUCCCUCGUCCAAAACACCUACACAAUCGGCUUCUCCAGCCUCCUCCUCGCAUCUCUCCUCCGAUGCCAGGAUCCCUCACUCAGUCUCGAAAUCCAGUCCUGGUUACAGAAACUCAACGAUGUGCAUCCGACAGAAGAGGGCGCGUUUCCCGUCUAUCAGGCGCUGAGGGUCGCGAGGGCUGUGCAUCGUCAGAGAACAGAGCAUGGGUUUGAUGUGUUUGCGAUUAGUUUGCCCGUUGAUGAUGGUGGUGGAUGGCCGAAGUUCAGCGCGUAUAAUAGUCAGAGGAUUGAGGGGUUGGUGUUGCAUGGGAAAUGGAGGGGGAGUGGGAGGCUGGGGGAGGUGAGGGUUUGGGUUUGA